This is a messenger RNA of Clunio marinus, 1345 nucleotides long. NCBI's taxonomy places the organism in Eukaryota, Metazoa, Arthropoda, Insecta, Diptera, Chironomidae. The record is from the annotation of a GenBank genome assembly.
UGUGUCUAUAAAAUGUGACGUGCUUCUAAGAAAUGAUUAGUUGACUGCCAGCACUUACAGUCAUGCUGUUAAAUUUCGUGAAAUUUUUCUUAUUAACGACAUUUGCUUCGCAACUUGAUGGAGCUUGCGAUACAUCGAAUCAAUUACUCCAAGAAUUAACAUUUCAAUUAAGUGGGUCGAGUUUGCAAUGGCCUUGCCAAUCAACCAAGAAUAUUUACAUUCAUUCUGGACGAUUCACACCGAAAAACGUUAUCAUGACUCGUGCUCAAAUCUACAGAGAUGAAGCUUACGUGACUCUUCCUCGUUUGAAAGCUGGAGUGCCAUUUACCUUAGGAAAAAUUUCCAUGAAACGUGGCCAGUGUUCGCCAGCUAUUCUUCCAUUUCCUUGCUGGAGUUUGCAAGAAGAAGGAAACUGUCAAGCACUUCAAUCAGCUAUCGAUAUUUUUCUUGAUCCAAAUGACAUUAUGUGGGUUCUUGAUGUUGGUUUAGUUAACACUCUUGAAAGCCCAGUUCGACGAUGUCCACCAAAAGUUAUUGGAAUUAAUAUCAAAACAGGAAGAGUUGUCAAAAGCAUUGAUUUGGAUAAUGUUGUUGUGCGAAGUUCACGACUUCAAUAUCUUGUUGCUGAAUAUGAUGAGAAUGGCAAUUGUUUCAUUUACGUUGCUGAUGCUGGAAGUCGUGCAAUUCUUGUAUUGGAUGUACAAAAAAAUAAAAACUUCCGAGUUGUUCUCCCAGGUGCAUGCGGUUCAAUUAAUAGUUCACCAGAUGUUUUGUACAUUGUUUUAUUACGAAAAACUUGUGGAACGUAUCUUUACUUCACUUAUCUGAAAUCUACGCGACUUUUUUCAAUUAAAACCGAACAUUUGAGAAAAGGUGCUGGUUCAGGUGCUGUUGUCGAUGUUGGUCCAAAACCGCAAGGUCUUCAAAUGGUUUUACUCGGAACAGACAAUAAAUCGGGACUUUUCCUUCGCUAUAAAGGACAAUCUGAUAUCUAUAUGUGGGAUGCUGAAUCUUGUUUCAAAGCUGGAAAUUUCAUUGAAGUUCAAAGUGGUGGUGAUUGUCGUUUGUCUACUCAAGUCAUGCCUGGUUUCAGACGUCAUAUGUGGACAAUCGAAAGUAAUUUCCAAGAUUACAUAGCAGAUAAUCUCGGAUGUAUGGGAGCCAACGUAGUUAUUCAUCCUGUUAUCAAAAAUAAAGAAUAGAUAAAUGUUGAUUAUUUUUUCUUCUAUUUCAAUUUCAAAUGUUAUAAUAAAAAAUAAUUUUUGUGAUCUUUAAAACUUGAUUCAGUUAAAACUUGAAAGCAUUGCGGAAGAAAUUGUCCCACAACAAAUCUUCAAUAUUCGUC